AUGAAGACCACCACAGUCGCGUGCGCUGUCGCUGGUCUAUUAUUUUCUUGUGUGAGUGGUGCUCCAGACCCCGUCCAUGUUGAAAUUCAACAGCGUGCUCUGCCAAAUGCCCCCGAUGGAUACACACCCAGUACAGUUGGUUGUCCUGCCAGUCGCCCUACCAUUCGCAGUGCCGCAAGUUUGUCGCCCAACGAGACAUCAUGGCUGGAGACGCGUCGGGGCAAGACUACUUCUGCGAUGAAGGACUUCUUUAAUCAUGUCAAGAUUCAAGACUUCGACGCGGCGGGCUACAUUGACCGCCAUUCCAGUAACUCGUCGGAUCUUCCCAAUAUCGGCAUCGCAGUCUCUGGUGGUGGCUAUCGAGCAUUGAUGAACGGCGCGGGUGCAAUCAAGGCCUUUGAUAGCCGUACGCCGAAUUCCACGAGCGCCGGUCAGUUGGGUGGAUUGCUGCAGUCAGCCACCUAUCUGUCUGGCCUGAGCGGUGGAUCAUGGCUGGUGGGAUCAAUCUACAUCAACAACUUUACUACCAUCUCUGCACUCCAAACACACCAAAAGGGCACCGUUUGGCAAUUUCAAAAUUCAAUUUUCGAAGGUCCCGAUGGGGGUAGCAUUCAGAUUUUGGAUUCAGCCACCUAUUAUAGGGACAUCAGCAAUGCGGUCUCCGGAAAGUCGGAUGCAGGCUACCCGACUUCAAUUACUGACUACUGGGGCCGUGCUUUGUCCUACCAGAUGAUCAAUGCAACCAACGGUGGUCCCAGCUAUACAUGGUCCUCCAUCGCGCUAACCGACGCCUUUCAGAAGGCAGAGAUGCCAAUGCCUUUGGUUGUUGCAGAUGGUCGCUACCCUGGAGAACUUCUCAUCAGCAGCAAUGCCACCGUCUACGAAUUUAAUCCUUGGGAAUUUGGAACUUUUGACCCCACAGUUUUUGGAUUUGCGCCCCUCGAGUAUCUAGGAACCAAAUUCAAUGGCGGCUCAGUCCCAAGUAAUGAGAGCUGUGUGCGUGGCUUUGACAAUGUUGGCUUUGUCAUGGGUACGUCCUCUACUCUCUUCAAUCAAUUCCUUCUUCAGAUCAACUCAACGGCUUUGCCGGAUUGGCUGAAAUCCGUCUUCACCGACAUCUUGAAGGACAUUGGCGAGAAUGACGAGGACAUUGCUCAAUAUGCUCCUAACCCAUUCUACCACUUUUCCAACACAACCAACCCUAGUGCCGCUGAAUUGGAACUGGAUUUGGUGGAUGGUGGUGAAGAUCUGCAGAAUAUACCACUGCACCCGUUGAUUCAGCCAGAGCGACAUGUCGAUGUGAUCUUCGCCGUCGAUUCCUCUGCCGAUACCACGUACAGCUGGCCCAACGGAACUGCCCUUGUCGCUACUUAUGAGCGUAGCCUAAAUUCCUCAGGCAUCGCCAACGGUACUUCCUUUCCUGCAAUUCCCGAUCAGAAUACCUUCGUCAACAAGGGCUUGAACACUCGACCUACGUUUUUCGGGUGCAAUAGCUCAAACACCACUGGCCCGUCGCCCUUGAUUGUAUAUCUUCCGAACUACCCCUACACGGCUUACUCCAACUUUUCUACUUUCCAGCCAGACUAUACCGAACAAGAGCGAGAUUCUACCAUUCUGAACGGGUAUGAUGUGGUGACAAUGGGUAACAGCACUCGCGACGGCAACUGGUCAACCUGUGUCGGCUGUGCUAUCUUGAGUCGGUCUCUCGAACGCACCAACACUAACGUGCCGGAAAUCUGCAAACAAUGUUUCCAGAGGUAUUGCUGGGACGGCUCUCUCAACAGCACCACCCCUGCGGGUUACGAGCCGGUCACGAUUUUGGAUAGUGCAGCCUCUGGGAUCAUUCCAAGUAUUUCCACUGUUGCAAUGGCCGUUGUUUUUGCCGCCUGGACAAUUUUCUAA
This is a messenger RNA of Aspergillus fumigatus Af293, 1902 nucleotides long. It is a transcript of the gene plb1, whose product is annotated as lysophospholipase Plb1. Gene Ontology annotation, cellular component: cytosol; intracellular membrane-bounded organelle. Gene Ontology annotation, molecular function: A2-type glycerophospholipase activity. NCBI's taxonomy places the organism in Eukaryota, Fungi, Ascomycota, Eurotiomycetes, Eurotiales, Aspergillaceae. Gene Ontology annotation, biological process: glycerophospholipid catabolic process. The record is from RefSeq and is a predicted model, not a curated record.